AUGCAGCUGGUCAUGGGCAGAGGGGGGCACUACCAUCAUGCCCAUCACUACCAUCAUGCCCACCACUACCAUCAUCCACCCCAUCUGUUGUCUACCUUUUGCGGUGCCCAUCACUACAAUCAUGCCCAUCACUACCAUCCUGCCCAUCACUACCAUCAUGCCCAUCACUACCAUCAUGCCCAUCACUACCAUCAUAUCCAUCGCUACCAUCACACCCAUCACUACCAUCAUGCCCAUCGCUACCAUCAUGCCCAUCACUACCAUCAUGCCCAUCACUACCAUCAUGCCCAUCACUACCAUCAUAUCCAUCACUACCAUCAUGCCCAUCACUACCAUCACACCCAUCACUACCAUCAUGCACACUGUGAAGCUUGGAGAGCGACGAGGCUGGUGGUCUAUACCGGCUCCUCUCAUCUGCUCUACCGGCUCAUCUCAUCUGCUCUACCGGCUCCUCUCAUCUGCUCUACCGGCUCCUCUCAUCUGCUCUACCGGCUCCUCUCAUCUGCUCUACCGGCUCAUCUCAUCUACUCUACCGGCUCCUCUCAUCUGCUCUACCGGCUCCUCUCAUCAGCUCUACCGGCUCCUCUCAUCUACUCUACCGGCUCCUCUCAUCUACUCUACCAGCUCUAUGCGUAA
Hyalella azteca is the source of this 636-nucleotide messenger RNA. RefSeq names its product histidine-rich glycoprotein-like. The transcript is spliced from 4 exons. NCBI's taxonomy places the organism in Eukaryota, Metazoa, Arthropoda, Malacostraca, Amphipoda, Hyalellidae. The record is from RefSeq and is a predicted model, not a curated record. The coding region runs from base 1 to 636 and encodes 211 amino acids.